Molecule: messenger RNA, 4841 nt
Organism: Ctenopharyngodon idella (grass carp)
Lineage: Eukaryota; Metazoa; Chordata; Actinopteri; Cypriniformes; Xenocyprididae
Gene: gpr37b
Product: G protein-coupled receptor 37b
Exons: 2
Coding region: 681-2495 (604 amino acids)
Biological process (GO): positive regulation of MAPK cascade; adenylate cyclase-inhibiting G protein-coupled receptor signaling pathway
Cellular component (GO): signaling receptor complex; plasma membrane
Molecular function (GO): G protein-coupled peptide receptor activity; prosaposin receptor activity
Source: RefSeq, a predicted model, not a curated record
UAUAUAUAUUUUGCCGUUUCACUUUCGCAGCCCGUGUUACUGUGACACAAGGUUAUAAUUUAACUCGUAUAAGCCCGUGUUACAUUCAGGACUGAUCGGAUUAUGAUUCUGUUGACAUGCGUAAUUACGCAUGGUAAUGAAUGUACUACGCACGGGCGGGGCGGGGUCGCCUCCAGCUGCGGUGGUCCAAGGGGCUGAUGCUGGUGAUGGAUCCGGCUUGACAGAACAAGGUUAUCCGCCAGGAGAGAGCCCGUCCAUUUUCUUCAUCCGCUCCUCACUCGCAGCAGCAGCAGCAGCUCCCCGCCCGCUCGCGCUACGGAGCGCGUCCCCGGGACUCCGCUUCUCCACGCACGGCAGAGGCGCAGGUUGCCGCGCCCAACAGAACCCGGGAUGCGACCGUCUCCUGCAGCUGGCUGGGAUGCACUGCGCCUCAGAAGCUGAAAUAAUGCUGUUUGGAGGGAAUAACGCCUCGCUGUCACUUUGCUAAGACGAGGAACGCAAAGAGAGAAUCAUAACCGGAGUGGAUGUAACCGGAAAAGUCAUUUGCAUGGAUUUAAUUAGCAUUUACCGAUCAUUCACGUGUGAACUUUUUCCUCUGACGAUGUGAAUCUUACGUAUUCUUUGCAAUGCAUCACAUUAGAGUGUUUUUCUAACAUCUUCUGCACACCGACUCCUUAAAGAUGCAGAUGCUGCUUUUAAGAACGAUCUUUUUCAUUGCAGGAUGUCCACAUGUUUUGUUGCAUGGAGAAAGCCGUAAUGCACACACCAAAGAUACUCUUAGGAGCCUUCAUGAUCCAAAACCCAGUGCCACACGCCCUGCGAGGCAUCCAGCCGCAGGUACACCUGCCUUUGCCAUCAAACACACUUCAGAAGAUGACAGUAACUUGUCCUCACGUCUCUGGAGCGCAGGUAAACCGUAUGCAUACAGACAUGUCUUGUCGAACAGAACACACGCGGCCACGGAGAGUGGCACAAACCUACAUAAGCUCUUGCGGCGACAUAAAAGGAAAAAGUUGAAUGGUGAGAUGCCUGCUACCAUGGGAACAGCAGAUGGACACAAUAACUCUAAGCCGAGCAAGCGAGGGAGAAACCACAGGCGCAAAAGAGGCACAAAGGAGCACCACAAGAAAACGUUUAAGAGCUUGAAAAGGGGCCAGAAUAAAAGCGCUGCCUCAUCGACACCAGUCGAAACUUAUUAUAAUGCUCUAACAUCCUCUUUUACCAAGUGGGAACCCAUGCCCAAGCCUCUAGCUCUCACCUCCACAGAUUUCCCAUUUGAUCUCACCAGAUAUACUGAGUUCCACACCAAACAGGUAGACGACCCAUGGGACGCCACGCCAAUGACCCCUCCAUACGCCGAGGAUGAGGAGAGCGAAUUCUUCCCCAAUCCUUUCUACCCCGUCACUAGCGAGACGUAUGGGGCGUAUGCAAUCACUAUCGUUUCGGUCCUUAUCUUCGCUGUUGGAAUAACGGGGAACAUAGCAAUAAUGUGUGUGGUGUGCCAUAACUACUACAUGAGGAGCAUCUCAAACGCUCUUCUGGCUAACCUGGCCGUUUGGGACUUUGCGCUGCUCUUGUUUUGCCUGCCUCUCGUGGUGUUUCACGAACUCACAAAGACCUGGCUGUUGGGCCAGUUCACCUGUAAAGUCGUACCAUAUAUUGAGGUGGCGUCUCUCGGUGUGACCACCUUCACCCUCUGCGCUCUCUGUAUCGACCGUUUCCGCGCCGCCACCAACGUCCAGAUGUACUAUGAGAUGAUUGAGAAUUGCACCUCCACUGCCGCCAAGCUGGCCGUCAUCUGGAUCGGUGCCUUGCUCCUCGCCCUCCCCGAGCUCCUGAUCCGGCAGCUGGUGUCAGAAAACGGCGACGGCACGGUAGAGGACCCGGCGUCAGAGCGCUGCCUGAUUCGCAUCUCCACUUCCCUGCCGGACACGCUGUACGUGCUGGGCCUGACCUACGAGGGCGCGCGUCUGUGGUGGUGCUUCGGGUGCUACUUCUGCCUGCCUACGCUCUUCACCAUCGGCAGUUCGGUGGCGACCGCCCGGCGGAUCCGGCGUGCCGAACGUGGCUGCGCCAGAGGCAACAAGAAGCAGAUCCGAUUGGAAAGCCAAAUGAACUGCACCGUAGUGGCACUGGCGAUCGUGUACGGUGCGUGCGUGGUGCCGGAGAACGUGUGCAACAUGGUUUCGGCGUACAUGGCGGCCGGGGUCCCGCAGAGCACCAUGGCGCUGUUGCACCUGCUCAGUCAGCUGCUGCUGUUCCUGCGGGCGGCCGUCACGCCGGUGCUGCUGCUCUGCCUGUGCCGACCCUUCGGCCGCGCCUUUCUGGAGUGCUGCUGCUGCUGCUGCGCCGACGCCUGCGGGAUAGCGGCCCACUCCUCGGCCACGGCAAGCGACGACAACGAGCACGAGUGCACCACGGAACUGGAGCUGUCGCCGUUCAGCACUAUCCGCCGAGAGAUGUCCAACUACACAGCGACUGGAUCGCACUGCUGAGGCGUGUGGAUUCUAGUGCCAACAAGCACAUGCUUUUGUCUUACCUGUGUAAAUACUUUGACCACAACCGAUAUGUUGCUCUUUUAAAGAAAGUAAUGUAGACUGAAAGUUAUGUAAGUACUUUUUUUGUAUAAUUGUCCUUAAUAUAUAUAUAAAUAUAUAAACACUGAACUAGUGACUGCUUUAAUUUUGCAGUUUGUUUGCACUGCCAACCACUUUAGCUUUCUCUCCACUCUGUUUUCACACUGACACCGUGUCUACACUGGAAGAGAUCGGGAUUGAGUUGCACUAAAAGCGUCGCUCACCUCAGGAUGCUCACUAACCACAGAACAAUCACGUGCAAGUUUGAGGGUAGACUCAGGGCCUGUCCACGCGAACACGGGUAUUUUCAAAACCGUCCGUUCGUCCACACGCAAACACAGUAUCCGGUCACAGAACUUUUUUGAAAACUCCUGCCAGGGUGAAGAUUUUUAGAAACUCCAGUUACAGUGUUAUCGUGUAGACGGUGAAACCGGAGAUUUUGGCUUGUGACGUCGGUACCGGAACCCGUAAUAACUUUUUUCCAGGCUUCUGAUUGACUUUGCGAUUAGGGUUAUAACGCCACCUGUUGGUUUGGCAUGGACUUGACAGUGCUUCAUAGCAUGUUUUUGCGUUUUCAUGUGGACACGUUUUUUUUAAAAAAAAACAAAGGAGGAAAAGGAGGAAAAACUCAGUUUAUAAAAAUACUCGCGUACGUGUGGAGUAGGCCUCAAAGUGAAGUUAAAUACAUCUAUUGAAUGUAAAAUGCUAUUUUUAUUUUUGACAAAAAUACAUGUUUUAUCAUUUUAUUAUUUAAUUUUAUUUUAGUUUUAUUAUAUAAUAUUUUAUUAUUUAUUAUUUUAUUUUUAAUACAUUAAAUUUAUUUCAUUUAAUUAGAUUUUUUUAAUUUAGUAAUUAAUUUUUUUAAUAUUUUAUUUUCAUUAAAAAAAAAAAUCCUUUACAGUGAUAUUACAUAGGUUAUUUGUAUUUCACAUAACAUAAUAUGUAUCGAAUUAAUAAAAUUCAUAGCAAAAAAUCCCACAUUUGAUACUGUUAAUAAAAUAUUUUUUUUUCAGACAUAAGUGUGAUACAGGGUUUCCACAACUUUUGACAAAUGAAUUAGAAUUAUUUUACACUAAUUUAUAAUUGUAUAAAUUUUAACGAAAAUACUACUUUUAUUUUUGAAAAAAAAAAUCCAUCUUUUAUAAUUUUUACUUUAUUUUUUAUUUAGUUUUAAUUUUGUAAUUAUUUUUUAAAUAUAUAUAUAUAUAUAUAUACAUACUUUUUUUUCAUAAAACAUCCAUUGGUAAAUACUUUACAGUGACUUGUAAUUUUUAUUUUGUGUAACUGCCAAAAGUAAUUUAAAUUUGUAACAAAUUAAUUAAAUUCAUAGCAAAAGUAGACAUAAGUGGAAAAUACAGGCUUCCCACAACUUUUUUCAAAUUCAUUGCAAUUAUUUUACAGUUAUUUAUAAUUGUACAAUUAAAAAAAAAAAUGCUACUUUUAUUUUUGAUAAAAAUCUGUCUUUCAUAAUUUAUUUUAUUUUAUUUUUUAAUUUAGUUUUAAUUUAGUAAUUAAUUUUUUAAUAUAUUUUAUUUUAUUCAUAAAAAAAAGGCCAUUUGUAAAAACUUUAUAGUGACUUUACAUAGAUUAUUUAACUGCCAAAAAUUUUUCAAAAAUAUUUAACAAAUGAAUGAAAUUCAUAGCAAAAAAAAAAAAAAAGACAUAAGUGGAAAAUACAGGGUUCCCACAACUUUUGACAAAUGAAUUGCAAUUAUUUUACAGUAAUUUAUAAUAAUUUAAAAAAAAAAUUUUAUCACUAUAAAUAAUUUUUUUUUAUUAAGAUUUUACUCAUUUCCAUCAUUUCUCCAGGCCUGAAAAUCACAGAUCUUUCCAGAUUUUCCCACAAAAAUAACAAACAGCUCAUCUGAAGUUCUCCAGUGCAGAAAGUUGACUUGAUUUAAAGGGAUCUGUCCAGUUUUGACAUGUCAAGCUCGUCCGGUGUAGACACGGUGUUCCUGUCGCACGGUGAGUUUCUGCAUUUAUUGAAAGUAACAUUUCUCUAAUGUUUGUAAAUGGCUGUGUGUUGCGUGCCGUGACCUUUCUCUUGAUGAAGGUGAUUCUUGUGAAUCGUUCUUGAAGUCUGUAGAGCAGAUGUGUGGGUAACUCACCCGCCCAGAUCUGUAUGUGUCUUACACCUGUGAACACCCACACAAUGCUCGUUCUAGUUAACGCUUUCUAAACGUUUUUAUAUAACCAAAACGAAAUGUCUCUUUAAUAAACAGGAAACGUUUGCUAGAAGAAUGGCAAACCGAUCAAUUAAAAUGC